This is a messenger RNA of Drosophila grimshawi, 2317 nucleotides long. It is a transcript of the gene Slh, whose product is annotated as protein sly1 homolog. Gene Ontology annotation, molecular function: syntaxin binding. The coding region runs from base 71 to 1993 and encodes 640 amino acids. Gene Ontology annotation, cellular component: Golgi membrane; cytosol. The record is from RefSeq and is a predicted model, not a curated record. Gene Ontology annotation, biological process: intracellular protein transport; endoplasmic reticulum to Golgi vesicle-mediated transport. The transcript is spliced from 5 exons. NCBI's taxonomy places the organism in Eukaryota, Metazoa, Arthropoda, Insecta, Diptera, Drosophilidae.
UUUUUAGCAUAAUUUCAACAAUUAACUACAAUUUCAUUAGCUGUCACUGAAAUAACAAAACACAAACACGAUGCUAACACUGCGAGAGCGACAAAUAAAUGCAAUUAAGCAAAUGCUUAAUUUGAAUUCGCAGCAACCAAAAGCCCUGGCAGCGGAGCCAGUGUGGAAGAUUCUCAUCUACGAUCGCGUCGGCCAGGAUAUCAUCUCGCCCAUCAUUUCGAUCAAGGAAUUGCGCGAAUUAAGCGUGACGUUGCAUGUGCAACUGCACUCGGAUCGUGACUCAAUACCGGAUGUGCCAGCUGUUUACUUUUGCCUGCCAACGGACGAGAAUCUCGAUCGCAUCCAGCAGGAUUUCUCGAAUGGAUUAUACGACAUUUAUCAUCUAAACUUCCUGGCGCCCAUCUCACGCAAUAAGAUCGAGAAUCUGGCGGCGGCCGCUUUGCACGCUGGCUGCGUGGCAAACAUACAUCGGGUGUACGAUCAGUAUGUGAACUUCAUCAGUCUGGAGGAUGACUUCUUCAUUCUGAAGCAUCAGCAGAGCGAUCAGCUCUCCUACUAUGCCAUCAAUCGGGCGAAUACCCGUGACGAGGAAAUGGAGGCACUAAUGGAUUCAAUUGUCGACUCGCUUUUCGCUCUGUUUGUCACGCUUGGCAAUGUGCCGAUUAUCCGGUGUCCCAGGAACAGUGCAGCGGAGAUGGUGGCCCGCAAGCUGGAGAAGAAGCUGCGCGAGAAUCUGUGGGAUGCACGCGCCAAUCUCUUUCACAUGGAUGCCACCCAGGCGGGUGGCGGCGUCUUCAGUUUUCAACGGCCCGUCCUGCUGCUGCUGGAUCGCAAUAUGGAUCUGGCAACGCCACUGCAUCACACCUGGUCGUAUCAGGCGCUGGUGCAUGAUGUUCUCGAUCUGGGGCUGAAUCUCGUCUAUGUGGAGGACGAGGCGACGGCUGUUAGUGCAGGUGCUCGGAAGAAGCCGAAGGCGUGCGAUUUGGAUCGCACCGAUCGUUUCUGGGUGACGCACAAGGGCAGUCCAUUUCCGACAGUGGCCGAGGCGAUUCAAGAGGAGCUGGAAUCGUAUCGCAGCUCCGAGGAGGAAAUCAAACGACUAAAGACCACAAUGGGAAUUGAGGGUGAAUCGGAUAUUGCCUUCUCGCUGGUGAACGAUACGACGGCGAUGCUGACGAGUGCCGUCAACUCACUGCCCCAGCUGAUGGAGAAGAAGCGUCUGAUUGACAUGCACACCAAGAUUGCCACAGCGAUAUUGAACUACAUAAAGGCGCGACGCCUCGACUCCUAUUUCGAGAUCGAGGAGAAGAUCAUGUCCAAGCAGACAUUGGAUAAGCCGCUGCUCGAACUGCUGCGCGAUGUCGACUUUGGCCAGCCGGAGGAUAAGUUGCGUCUCUACAUCAUCUACUACAUUUGCGGGCAGCAGCUGCCCGAACCCGAAAUGGAACGUCUUCGUGAUGCUCUUCAAGCCGCCGGCUGUGAUCUGACUGCGUUGGCCUAUGUGCAGCGCUGGAAAUCGAUCAUGAAUCACUCGCCCGGCAUUAGUCAGGCCACACAGUAUGAGGGCGGCGGCACCAGAACCGUCUCCAUGUUCACCAAGCUCGUCUCGCAGGGCAGCUCCUUUGUCAUGGAGGGUGUCAAGAAUUUGGUCGUCAAGCGGCAUAAUCUGCCCGUGACAAAGAUAACGGAACAGGUGAUGGAAUGCCGCAGCAAUGCGGAAACGGAUGAUUAUCUCUACUUGGAUCCCAAGUUGCUAAAAGGUGGCGAUGUGCUGCCCAAGAAUCGUGCACCAUUCCAGGAUGCAGUCGUCUUCAUGGUUGGCGGCGGCAAUUACAUUGAGUACCAGAAUCUGGUGGACUUUAUCAAGCAGAAGCAGACAUCCAAUGUGCACAGACGGAUCAUCUAUGGCGGCUCCACUCUGACCAAUGCCAAACAGUUCCUCAAGGAGCUGUCGGCAUUGGGUGGCGAAAUUCAACAGCCAGCAGCGAGUUAGGAGCGACUGAUACACUUUCACUGCUGCUGAUCGGACGACGCAAACUACAAGUUAAUUGUGUGUGCAACAUAAGUAUGUGUGUGUGUGUGUGUGUUUAAGUGUGUGUGGCUUUUUCUUAUAUUUUAAGCAUAUCCAAAAAUAAAUGAAAUGCAAGGCAACAAGUAAAAAACAGAACAAAAAGUGGACGUGGGCAAUUACUCGAAACUGACGCGUAAUCCCCGAUGGAGGACGACAAGCAAAAACAUGCGUAGCUUCAUGUACAACAAGUGGGAGAUGGGCUAAGCAGAGGGCUCUGUGUGUGUGUGUAUGUGUGGGGAGUGGGGA